AAUAAGAGUGAAAAGAUGAUAAAACUCCUCCCAACACCGUCCUCUCAUCAUCAUCAUCAUCCUUAUCAUCCUCCUCUUUUACUUACCUGCAAGACUUACAGCGCUCCCUUACCUGUUUACCGGUCCAUAAGGGGACUUUAAGCUUAACAUUACUCAGAACCAUUUUAACUCUCAAUGAGGACGUUACGUUUGUUUGUCAGUCCAUUUGUGUGAGAACUUGACCUCAACGCGUUUUUGUUAUUACAGUUGUAUCCUUUUUAUUAUCAUCAUCGGAUGCCUACAAAGUGAUAUACAGAUCAACAGCAGACAAAAUUUAAUAACUGACUGCAAUACAAAACCUAGCUAUGCGAUUAAAAAGCCAUGGGUGGAUUAGUGCCAUUUUCAGUGAUCUUUUUACCAUGGAUAUUUAUUUCUUUUAACCUAAUUUAUGUGAAAUCAAGUGAAUUAACUAAUCGUUAUGAUUUGUGCUACCUUAAAGAUGGUGGAUCAUCACAAACCUUUACGGUUAAUGAAGCAACUCCAAUCAACUCAUCAAUUGGAUCUCUUCAGGUAAUCGGAAAUGUGUCCACAUCACCUGAAACAGAAAGUGAAAUCGAGCUUAGCUUAGCACUUCACCAUUCAGCUAAUAGACUGGAGAGUGGUGAUAUACCUAUUCGCAUCGAUCCGGGAACCAAAGAUUUGAUCUUAAUCCGUAAAUUGGAUAAAGAGUCAAGUGAAGGUGAAUCUGGUAUAGUUAUUGGCGUCAAAUGUCGCAAAUUAGUUCAAUCAACAGAUCCAUCGAUAAUCAUUCCAGUGCGUAUAAUUGUCACCGAUGCCAAUGACCAUGCACCAGAGUUUGUUGGUACACCUUACAUUGUCAACAUUUCAGAGGUAACAGUACCUGGAUCAUCACUUUUUCCCGGUCAUCGUAUUAAAGCUAUCGAUGGUGAUUCUCAAGGUCCUUUUAGUACAGUUGAAUAUUCAAUUGAAACUGGACCUUUUUCCCAUCUAGUAGCUUUUAGAGGGCGACUUGGUGGUGAUUUGGUUCUGACUGGACCACUUGACUAUGAAACUUUGCCCAAGUUUUGGGUGACCAUAAGAGCUCAAGAUCAAGGUGAACCACCUUUAAGUGCAACAACAACCCUCACUGUGAUAGUUAACGAUGCAGACGAUCAAAAUCCACGUUUUCUUGACGACAAAUAUUCCGUUGUACUGCCAGAUACAGUUCGUGAGGGUCAACCUUUAGGUAUUAAACCUAAACCCAUUCGAGCAGUUGAUCCAGACACAGAGAUCAACUCACCUAUUGAAUAUUCAUUCAAUUCAGAUUCAAGAGAAUACUCUUACUUCACUAUUGAUCCAAAGUAUGCAGCAAUUAAGGUUAAACGACCUCUUCCACCAACAAUAUCUUUACCCUUGACUUUAGUGAUAAGAGCAACACAAACAGAUAAUCGUGAUCGAUAUGCCUUAACAACAGUCACAAUAUUAUCUCGAAGAGAGUCCAUUCUUCCUGAAAUACGUUUCACCAAAUCAAAUUAUUCUGUCUCAGUGUUGGAAAAUGUUCCUCCUGGAUCAGUCCUUUUAACUGUUGGUAUAAUGGGCCGACCAACACCAACCGAGGUUGAAUCAACUAGUUCAUCAAGUCGUUCAUCUUCUUCAUCGCCAUCAUCUUCAGGUAUAACAUACCAACUGUUAGAUGACGAAGGCAAUCACUUUGGAAUAAAAUCCAACGGUGAAAUAACGGUGAGAAAAGCUCUUGACUAUGAACUUCGACCUUGGUAUUCAUUCCGUGUGAUGGCCUCUGAUGGGAAACAAAGUGAUGUAACUCGUGUCAAUAUUUCAUUGAUCAAUGUUAACGAUCAUGAUCCACAAUUUUCCCAACCACAUUACACAUUUUUUGUUAACUCUGAAUCAGGCCUACGAUCAAAAUCAAUAGUAGGUGAAGUAAAGGCAACAGACAAAGAUACAGGUGAUACACUUGAUUUUACUGUUAAAGGUCCUUUUGCUCGGUCAUUUACGAUCGAUAAAACUGGUAAAAUAUCAAUCAGUUCAUUGAAAGGUCUAAAUACGACUCAAGCUCAUUUAAUUGUAAUGGCCUCGGAUUCAGGUUCACCGCCAAGAUCAUCAAGUGUCCCGGUUACCGUUCAAUUCGCGCCUAAUUUAAUUAAAACCGGAUUGGCUCGAGCUAUUGGUGACAUUGAGCCAUCCGAUUCAGUUGAUAACUUGUUAAAUGAUAUUGAUGAUGUUGACGGUCAAGCAAGAUCUUCCGGUGUAAACAUGUCUUCUCUCUUCAAUACAUCCGGACCUUCGGCAAUUGUCCUUGUGAUUGUUCUAGGUGUUUUAUUGGCCACUUUGUUCAUCAUAAUCAUUACUUUAACAGUUCAUCUUCUUCGCCAUCGAAAACUGAGUGAUGUUCAUUCUUCAUCCGGCUUGUCAUCUACUUCAACAGAUUCAUGUGCAUCAUCAACUGACUCAGGUCAUCUUCAUCCACCUCCACCUCCGGCCUCAUUAACGUCCCAUCAUUUGCAUCACCAUUCCUCUCUUCAUCAUCCAAAUUCAGCAAUUUACGGUAAAAUUGAUGUUCCCUCGUCAAGAGGCUUUUCCAUUUCCUCGUUAGCCAAAAAAACUGCCAAGGUUAGUCCAUCUGAUCAAUCUGAUUCAACUAAUCUGUUUGGACCCACCUCGAAUCUACCCACUGGUGGGUUAAUGUCUUCAACUGGAGGAGUCGACAGUGGAGGUAUUCAUGGUGUUGAAAAUCCCAUCUUUAAUUUGUCAAACAACAACAGUACCAAUAAUACUUUACCAAAUAACCUUUCUUCACGAUACUAUGGCAACAAUCGUUCCUUGUCCAUUGGUCAUGGUACAUCUUCAGGUUCUGGUAAAUCGGAUCCUGAUUCAGCUAUAGUCAGUGAUGCCUCUUCAUCUAAUGAUGCCCCUCAUAAUGGAUCUAGUUCAUCUUCAUCGACUUCAUCAACAUCAUCCAAUACAUCUCAUCAUCGACAGGUAAAAGAAGCCGAUUCCAUAGUUGAUUUAACUUCACCACCUUCAGAAUCUCAUAAUCAUCAUCACCACCAUCAUCACUUCAAUAAUAAUAAAGAUAACCAUAAUAGAUCUCUAAGUCCACCUCCACCACCUUCAAUUACAUGCACGACUUCGGGAACCACAGGAGGAGGAACAGCAUCAAGAAUAUCAUUGAUCAAAUGGCCUCAAGGAUCAAUACCGAGGAGAGUGAAAAAGUUAACCUGGGAAGAUGAAAGGUUUGGCUAUAAUACAAUAAUUAAUUACGCCAAUAUAAAUAAAUCAUCUUCUUCAUUUGUUCACCACCGUAAUGGUAACAACGGUUCAUAUGAUUCAACAAAUAAUGAUUUUGAUGAAUCUAAAAAUGUUUACAAUCCAUACAAUCCUGCCAAUAAUAAUAUCAAUAAUAACAAUAACACAUUUGGACGACGAACCAAUAAUUCAUCUGGUGAUCCAUCAAGUGGUUUAAGAUCAACAGAUGAUUUUCGUCGAACCGAAUUAGAUCCUGAUGUAAGUGUAACACCAUAUAGACGAUCAACAUUCCUGGGUCAACAUCAUCAUGGAUCCACAAAUAACGAACCAAAGGCCAAUUUACCUGAUUUAACUGUUUAUUUUUGAGAAAAGAAACAAAAUGAUAAAAACAAAUCACAGAGACCCUACAAAAUAUCAAUCUUACCAUAAACGCCUUCAAGUCUUCG
Molecule: messenger RNA, 3692 nt
Organism: Tetranychus urticae (two-spotted spider mite)
Lineage: Eukaryota; Metazoa; Arthropoda; Arachnida; Trombidiformes; Tetranychidae
Gene: Cad96Cb
Product: protocadherin Fat 4-like Cad96Ca
Biological process (GO): homophilic cell-cell adhesion
Cellular component (GO): plasma membrane
Molecular function (GO): calcium ion binding
Source: RefSeq, a predicted model, not a curated record